Messenger RNA from Exophiala spinifera, 780 nucleotides. RefSeq lists its product as uncharacterized. Lineage: Eukaryota; Fungi; Ascomycota; Eurotiomycetes; Chaetothyriales; Herpotrichiellaceae. Bases 1 to 780 code for a protein of 259 amino acids. The record is from RefSeq and is a predicted model, not a curated record. The transcript has a single exon.
AUGCCUGCGGAUGACGAAUGGUAUUAUGAGCGACGACGGAUCCCAAUCACAAGGGGAUGGGGUCCUUGCAAGCAGACUGACUGGGUACCCGUUGAAGAAUUCUACCAAGGGCGCAACUCUCGAACGGUCCGGACAUUUCUGAGGGCAGUCGGACUCAAUCCUGACUCUUCACUCGAAACUCGAGCGGUCGAUAGGUUCCGGCCAAUCGUGCAUCUUGAUGGUGGUGACGAUGACGCGAACAACAACAACGGGCGCGACUUUCUGCAGUACGCGGGGUAUCGAGAGCGCGAACUGCACGCCGGUCCAUGGCGAUGGCAUCCUGUCGGCGGUCCACCAGCGCCGGCACAGAUUCACGAAGUCGAUCGAGUAAUAGCGAAUGACCUACAAGAGCUCGAGCAGUUCAGAGCACAAAGAUUCGAACAUCGCAUCGGGGAGCUCAAUGCCCAGAUCAACGAGAUUGGUGGCCGGUAUCAGCAGCAAAUCCAAGAGUAUCACCAGGCUUUGGCAGCUGAAGGUGUUGGCCCACAGCGGGAACUGCGAGAGGUACAGGACGCGUUGCGUCGGAUGAGACAGGAUGAUGAAUUGAGAAGACAAGAGGAUGAGCGGCGGGAAGUCGAGCGGCGGGUCAACCUGAGGUGUGAGGCCGCCCUGGACAGAUUGAGAACCAUUGAACAAGUGCAGCGCGACCUACGUCUGCAGCAGGCACUAGAUAGAGCCCGCCAUGAGAGGGAUUACCAUCGUCGAAGGCAUCAUAGGUAUCGUGAGGAAUGCCGGCGGUAG